Molecule: messenger RNA, 2007 nt
Organism: Fusarium redolens
Lineage: Eukaryota; Fungi; Ascomycota; Sordariomycetes; Hypocreales; Nectriaceae
Product: L-Aspartase-like protein
Exons: 3
Coding region: 1-2007 (668 amino acids)
Biological process (GO): L-phenylalanine catabolic process
Cellular component (GO): cytoplasm
Molecular function (GO): ammonia-lyase activity
Source: RefSeq, a predicted model, not a curated record
AUGGCCCUUCGAGAUACUGAUCAGCUUUCUGGCAAUGGUCACCAUAUGACUACCUCCUCCGAACAACACCACAAUGCCCCUAGAAGCACCAAACCCUUUGAAGCUUCACAUACUCCACACACACAUGCCUCUCAAUCCUGCGACAUCUGGAAAAAGGUUCAAAGUAUCAAGGACUGCGGUUUUGUUCUUCUAGAUGGAUACGAACUUGACGUCGCUUCGGUCAUUGCGACAGGCGAUAUUGCAAACGCUAUGAAUAAAGGUGUUGUACUACUCGAAGAGCACCUCACCAAGGGCUACUUUGUCUACGGUGUCAAUACCGGUUUCGGCGGAAGUGCUGAUACUCGUACAAAAGACCUCCCCGCUCUGCAGUCGGCACUGCUACAACUCAACCAGGCAGGCAUCUUGACUGAUGAAGACACAUUCGGUAAUGGACUCAAUAGCAUGCCAGUCACUUGGGUUCGAGCUGCCAUGUUGAUUCGCUGCAAUACCUUGCUUCGAGGCCACUCAGGCGUGCGUCUGGAACUCGUACAAGCCCUCCUUCUCCUGCCCCGGAAGGGAAUGACAUCUAUUGUCCCCCUACGGGGAUCUAUCUCGGCAUCUGGCGAUUUGAUCCCGCUGUCAUAUAUCGCUGGGAUGCUCGAAGGGAACCCUGACAUCCGAGUCUACACGCCGACCUCUGUUGUAUCGGCUGACAAGGCUCUUGAGCUCGCUGGACUGGAACCAAUUACUCUUGGACCCAAGGAAGGCCUCGGGCUGGUCAAUGGCACAGCUCCUUCAGCUGCCCUGGGCUGCCUGGCAGUACAUGAGGCAAACAAACUCUUGCUACUCGCACAGGGCGUCGUGGCUAUGUCAUGUGAGGCUUUACUCGGAAAGGCCGAGAACUAUCAUCCUUUCAUUUCUUCUGUUUGCCCUCACCCUGGGCAAGUGGAAUGUUCUGCAACCAUAUUGCAUUUCCUUGAUGGAUCUUCACUUGUUCAAAGCCUCAAGGAGGAGGACAAGUUUAAACCGGGUCUUGCCCAGGAUAGAUAUGCCUUACGAGGAGCGCCUCAAUGGCUAGGUCCUCAGGUUGAGGAUUUGUGCUCUGUCCUGUCUCAGAUCACCGUGGAACUAAACUCCACUUCUGAUAACCCCAUCAACGAUAUUAAAUCCGGCGAGGUCUACUCAGGCGCCAACUUCAUCUCCUGUUCAGUUGCCAACGGGAUGGAAAAGACACGCCUUGCUCUUCAGAUAGUCGGCAAACUUCUGUUCAGUCUCUCUUCCGAAUUGAUCAAUCCUUCAAUGAACAGAGGUCUUCCUCCAAAUCUCGUCGUUGAUGACCCCAGUUUAUCUUUCACCAUGAAGGGUAUUGAUAUCAGCAUGGCUGCUUAUCUGUCGGAGCUUGGAUAUCUCGCCAACCGUGUUACUCCCCAUGUCCAGUCUGCAGAAAUGCAUAACCAGUCAAUCAACUCUCUUGCCUUGAUCUCGGGAAGAUAUACUCUUCAAGCUGCUGAUGUAGUUACACAAAUGUGCGCUGCUCACCUCUUUACGGUUUGUCAGGCUUUGGACUUGCGGGUGCUCUACAUGACGUACCUCAAAGCGCUCAGAAGCAAGUUGGUCUCUAUAGUGCAGCCGUUACUCAAUGGAGUCGACGGCCAGGCGGCGAAAGAGAUUUAUGAGAGUCUUCAUCAGGCUAUCAUAAAAUCGUGGAAUGCCUCAGCGUCCUUCGAUCUUCAAGAACGAUGCAGGAUCCUGUCCAAGGAAACACUACCAGUCCUCCGUGAUCAUCCCGAAGAGCAUGAAAUGCAUCUUGUAUCAACACGGCCACUCCAGAGAGAUUUGGAGACUUUAGCUUAUUCAACAUUUAUCCAGAGACGGACUGAGCUCUUUACCCAGCCUACUACGAAGCAAUUCCUGGGCCGUGCUUCUCUGAGAUUAUACUCUUUUGUGAGAGAAGAGCUUGGAGUCCCUUUCCAUCAAGGCCUGGUUGAGCAUCCUGGCAGACGCAGCAGCAGCACCAUCAACGGAUGA